AGUGGUCGCAAUGUGUGUCGUGCUCUCCUUCGGGUACUCCUCUGUAUUCUUCUUUGUUUUUCCACUGCUUGACGUUGUGUCACAACACUGCUGACGUCUCGCGGCGUCACCGUCGUUAUCGAUUCCAAAGGCAACUCCGACCUCUUCCGGCGAGUUCCCUUCCAAAGCAAAAAGGAAAAUCCAGCUCUCUUCUUCAUUACUUGGUUUUUUCUCUCCCUCUUACACCCUUAUCAUCAUUAUUAUCAAGAAUAUUACCUAUCGAUCGUAGCCGUUAUACGUCGCCAGAACUUCCCCCUGGUAGAUCAACGUCACGCAGCUUUCUUUUGUUUACUGUUUUUCUCUCUUUAAAAGGUAAAAAGGCUCUUCUUCACCUCAACGGGGAUGUCCGCAGCGGCAGCAGCAGCCUCGCUUGUGCGCGUGGGCGAGCUCGCUUGUCAGAAAAACUCCUUCCUGCGCGAGCUGACCGCCACGGUGGUGUCCUGCGAGCCCGUCAAAGCCGCCGGCGCUGCAGGCAAGAAAAAGGCGAAGGGCGGAGACGGCAACGGCGCUGCAACCGCAGAACUCUUCGACGUUGUGUUGAGCGACUCCGUGCUUUUCCCCGAGGGCGGCGGUCAACCGUGCGACUACGGCACCCUGCGGGUGGUGGAGAAGGAGGAGAAGGGUUCUGAUGCAGAGGAGAGUACGAAGAUGGUCCCCAUCACCAGUGUCCGUCGUGUCGGUGACACCUGCGUCCUGACCAGCUCGGUGCCACUGACGGUCGGCGCGGCGGUGCAUCAAGUCGUGGACUGGCCGCGCCGGUUGGACCACAUGCAGCACCACACAGGGCAGCAUUUACUGACCGCCGUGAUGGAGCGCACGGACACAAUGCACCUGCCGACGGUCAGCUGGUCCCUCACGCACCCCUACUGCUUCAUCCAGGUGGACGUCGGCGCCUACGCGGGCGACUCUGCCUCUCCGUACCACGCGUACGUGACAAAAGAGAGGAAGAUUUGCGAUGACAUGGUGGCGAAGAUAGAGGACCUGUGCAACGCCGCGAUUGCGCGUAGCACCCCGGUUGUGUGCGACGUCUUUGUGAGCCGCGACGCGUACCAGCAGGAGCAGGAACGCCGAGCCGCCUCGCCCGUUACCGCGGAGGACGGCGGCGGCGAGGAAGCCUUCCGCAGCCGUGGCAUUCCGGAAGACGUGAAGGGCCCGAUUCGCAUCAUCUCGCUGACGCACAUGGACAGCUGCACCUGCUGCGGCACCCACCUGCAUACCCUGGCAGAGCUGCAGGCCAUGUACCUCCUACACCAAGAAGUCAAAGGGACAACGGUGAAGCUGCACUUCAUCACGGGUGCCCGGGCGGCACAGCAGUUUCACGCCAUGUACCAGCGAGAGCGUCAGCUGAUGCCGGAGCUGGGCGGUAGCAGGCCGGAGGACUUCGUCACGGUUGUGCAGCGCCGCUCCAAAGAGGCGACGGAGGCGGAGAAGAUGAUGAAGCGGUGGACGCUGGAGCUGGCGGGUCACGAGGCCCGUCGCAUCCUUACGGAGGUGGCGAAGAAGGAGGAGGAGGACAAGGCAGCUGCCGUGAUCGUCGUUGCACUCCGCCGCGACGAUGUCGAACUCGACUUCUUUAACGAGGUGCGUCUGCAGCUGGACGCUGCGGGGUAUCGCCGUGUUGUGCUGGUCGCUGCCUGGACGGCUGACCGCUGCGUCACCGGCACCGUCACGAGCGCGAAGGACGUGGCUGGGCAAGUUUUCAUUACAGGUGGGGAGUCGCCGGCGGACAUGGAGAAGGCGGUGGAGUUGGCGAAGGAGACGCUGGAGGGCCUGAAGGGCGGCACCUCGAAGUUUGGGUUCCGUGGGAAGGGCAGCCUGAAGGAGUGGGAUGCGCUGGUGCGGCGCCUGCAGGAGUAA
Molecule: messenger RNA, 1896 nt
Organism: Leptomonas pyrrhocoris
Lineage: Eukaryota; Euglenozoa; Kinetoplastea; Trypanosomatida; Trypanosomatidae
Exons: 1
Coding region: 382-1896 (504 amino acids)
Biological process (GO): regulation of translational fidelity
Molecular function (GO): nucleotide binding; Ser-tRNA(Ala) deacylase activity
Source: RefSeq, a predicted model, not a curated record